Molecule: messenger RNA, 3340 nt
Organism: Ostrea edulis (European flat oyster)
Lineage: Eukaryota; Metazoa; Mollusca; Bivalvia; Ostreida; Ostreidae
Product: cAMP-responsive element modulator-like
Exons: 7
Coding region: 610-1464 (284 amino acids)
Biological process (GO): regulation of transcription by RNA polymerase II
Cellular component (GO): transcription regulator complex; nucleus
Molecular function (GO): DNA-binding transcription factor activity, RNA polymerase II-specific; protein binding; RNA polymerase II cis-regulatory region sequence-specific DNA binding
Source: RefSeq, a predicted model, not a curated record
GUAAGUGGUAAGUACUCGAUUGACGAAAUACAACAGCUGAGUAGAAUCGGUGUUUACUGUGAAAAAACGUGUUUGUCGGAGACAUGAAAUUUUAUCAAAGAUGGAUGAAAAAUGUAUGUGGUAUUUCCUUUUUACCAAUCUAAUUUUUCAACUGACUUUUCCCGGGAAUUUUCAGAUUCUUUUUCUUGAAUUGCACCCGGUAUAAGAAAAAGAAAUUUGAAUAGGGUAUAUUCUGCUUAGGACCAGUUCAGAUUGCAAAUGACGACCAUAAGGAUUUAGUCAAUGUGUCGCUGACUGGCAGUUGUGACAAUGGGGACUAUUGUUUUCUCAGUUGGAAAUAAAAAAACAUAAAAAGAAGUGCAUAUAUUAUUCAUUGGAUGUUAUUGAUAUUGUGAAGUUGUCAGAGAACUUACAAGUCAACAGGGAACAGUGCUCAGAAUUUUCGAAUAUUUUCUCAAUUUUGUACAGGCUCUAUGGCCAAGUUGUCACAUGUGCACACAUUAACUUGUACCCAACUUGACAAGGGGUACUUGGGACCUCCAGUGGGUCCAAAACAAAACUUUGGUGUUGAACCAGGGGGCAAAGUCCCUGGAAGUUCCUGCGUGUGAGAUGACUGAAGUAACCGCUUCACAAGCAGCAGAUUUAGAGACCAGUUCUGGAUUAUCUGUGGUACAUAUGCCCUCACUAAACCAACCAAUACAAGUUCAGUCUGUCAUUCAUUCCAACACACCAUCAGUCAUACAGACCGCUGGGCCAAAUGUACAGACCAUCCAAGUAGUUCGGGUGGCUCCAGUAGAUGACGAUUUGUCUGAUGAUUCAGAAAGCAAGAAAAGGCGGGAAAUGCUCUCAAGGAGACCAUCGUACAGGAAAAUUCUGAAUGAGCUCUCAUCACCUGUGGCAGUAUCAAAGAUAGAAGAAGAAUCUAACAGCAGUCAGAGUCAGGACGGAGACUCGGGUGAGGGUGCCUCCAACAUCUCCGGGGUCCAGUAUCAGCAAGUUCUUCCUGCAGGGACGAUACAAAUUGCCAACUCCGACGGAGUAGCGGUGUCCCAGGGUUUACAGACGCUCACAAUGACCAAUGCCAACCCUUCCACCACCUCUGCUGCCACAGGUGCCACUAUUGUACAGUAUGCACAGGGGCCAGAUGGACAGUUUUAUAUCCCUGAUAUGUCAGGAACAGUGCAGGCCUACCAGAUUGCCACAUCAGGGGCAUUACCCCAGGGUGUUGUCAUGGCAACAGCAGGAAGUGCCAUGUCAAGUCCACAGAAUUUGUCUGAGGAAGCUUCAAGGAAGAGAGAAUUGAGACUACUGAAAAACAGGGAAGCAGCCAGAGAGUGCCGGAGAAAGAAGAAAGAUUAUGUGAAGUGUUUGGAAAACCGAGUAGCAGUUUUAGAAAAUCAAAACAAAACAUUAAUUGAGGAACUGAAGGCACUGAAAGAAUUGUACUGUCAGAAAGAGGGCUAGUGAAGGGCCACACAGAGACAACUGGGAAUUGUUACUGCGUUGAAAGUGCUAUGAUGGACAAUGCAUUGAGGCGUUAUUGAAGUGUCUGCGUCGAGACAUACUGACCCAGAAUGUAGAGACCAAGAGACUUGCAUAGUCAAUAUUUUUGUACAGAUGAGAAUUUGAAGCAAGGGAAAGCAUUUAUUUCAUCAUGCAUACAUAUAUCUUUCAACACCUUACAAAGCAUUUAGUGUAAUAUGCCAGUUUUUUUUAUGAGAGUAUGUCUGCCUUUUGAUGAAAUAGAGGUUAAAGAAUGGGUUUUCUUGCUUAUAAUUAUUAGAAGAUCUCAUGUGUUUUAUAUUCAUAAUACUUAUGUUACAUUAUGUUUCAUGUGCAGCUUUGAGAAAACUGUUAUUGUUGCUAAUUGCUCAGAUUUAUAGCAAAUAUUCCUCCUUUGUCUGUUAAUCCUUGCAGAUUUGGAUAAAUGCAUGGUGAUUUCAUUUGUUGGUAUACAAUAGUGGGAAAACUCUAAACUACUCCAUUAUUUAGUUUUACAACAUGCUGGCCUGUGAUAGACCUGGGAAUAUUGUUUGUGAAUACAUGUGGCGACGUCUACAUCUACAGGAAUGUAACAUAAACGUGGCAUUAACCAGUCCAUCACAGACGGGUUGUAUUAGAUGUAUUGCAUACAGAUUUCGUUGGUUACUUUAUGUAGCAAUGAUGUGGGUUUGGUUUUUUUUUUAAAAAAAAAAAACCUAUUACGCAGAGAGCAUGCCUAGCACACCUGUGCACACAGAAUUUUGAUCAUGAGUGACAAGUUUUAGUCCAAAUGCAUCGACUGGGAAGAAGAAUUGUGCCUGAACGUCUUCUUUGUUUUAUAUACUGAAUACAGAGUUUUAUAUACAGAAUAAUACAUGUUACACUCUGAUCAAAAUUGGAUUGUAAAUUGGAUGAAAUAAGGACCGUAUCAUUCUGUGUGUGUUAUGUGUUGAUAUGAUUUUUGUACUGGUGACCAGAUACUUGUACGUGUUGUGUUUUUACUGUUUCAGUAUCCGCCUCUCUUCUUUUUAUCUAACAUACAUUGGGUUUUUUUUUCAGAAAAACUGAAAAUGUUUUGUGACACAUCUUGUGUUUUUAUUUUUAAAUCGGAUUUUGAAUUAAUUAGACAUCAGCUUUGGUUUGCUGAAUUUGAAUGUUCAACACAUUGCCUUCCGUCUUGAUUGUCCAUACAUUUUUAAGACAGUGUGCCCCGAAAUAUUUCUGCUUUUAAAAACUGGUGAAUCGGAGAUAUUACUUCUCGUAUUGAAGUCAAUUUUUUUUUAUGACUUAAGCACUUUUGCAAAUUCGUAGAUAGGUAAGUUAAUUGAAAACCAUUGACACCUACUCAGUUUGUGAACUGUGUCCCCUUCCCUUAAUGGCAGCACUCUUAAUGAUUUUAAAUAACUUUCUUCCAUUGUUAUCCAGGACCAAAAACAUGUAGUUACUAUAGGUCAUUAUGUACUUUACAUUGAAAAUAACAGUGAUGAUGUACAGUACAAUGUCUGAAUUAGCUAUAGGAAACGUUAAGAAAGGUGCCAGUUGCCGCUUGGAUCAACAAAUUACAGCUUUAUCCCUUUGAUUUUCUUUUAUAUCAAGUUGUAAACAGUUUCAUUGUCUGAGGUGCAAAUUAUCAAACCGUUGCUACUGAAGUGUGUGAAAACUUUGUGUUAUAGGAGAAAUUUAUUAAUUUUUUUGUGUAAGAACAGGCCAUAUUAAGCAAGUAUCUAUGUGUUUGGUACAAAUAUUUGUUAAAUGAAAACAGUUUUUGAUAUCUUGGACAACAUUUUUGUCCUUUGAUAUUGUUACAUGUUAUGAAGAGAGUCACUUAAUAUUUUGAUAUAAAUUAUGUAAAUAAACA